AUGGCGACUGCGACCUCAACCACAGCGGCGUCCACGCCUAAGGAGCUGGCGCAACAGAUCCUCGAGCACAGAGCACCCACCUACACAUUCACAUUCAGUCCCUUCCUACGCAAGACGUACGGCCACGGCCUGGCACCAAAUAGACCGGUAUGCAAAGCCUUUGCAGCGACGGGGGCCUGCCCACUGGGGACCGACUGCCCAGACCGGCACGAGGCGCCCAACGCGGCGUCAAGCACCAACGCCUCGUACAACAGCCUCGUAUGCAAGCACUGGCUGCGCGCGCUGUGCAAAAAGGGCGAGUCGUGCGAGUUCUUGCACGAGUACAACCUGCGCAAGAUGCCCGAGUGCAACUUCUUUGUGCGCAACGGUUACUGCUCCAACGGCGACGAGUGCCUCUACCUGCACAUUGACCCCCAGAGCAAGCUCCCGCCCUGCCCGCACUACGACAUGGGCUUCUGCCCCCUCGGCCCCAACUGCAGCAAGAAGCACGUCCGCCGCACCCUCUGCCCUUACUACCUCGCCGGCUUCUGCCCCGACGGCAAGCAGUGCACCGAGGGCGCCCACGCGCGCUGGAGCAAGAACCUCGAGCGACCUGUUCCCAAAAGCGAAAAGGCGGCCGAGGACGAGGCCGCCAGGCGGGAGCGUGAGGAGCAGGCCUUUGCUGCCGGCGGGGACGAUGAUGGUGGGUUCCGCAGAGGUGACCGGGAUGACAAGGACGACGGCAGAGGCUUCCGUGGCGGUAGGGGCCGUGGCGGUUGGAAACCCAGGGGAAGAGGCUUUGGUAGGGGCCGAGGUCAUCGCUAA
Molecule: messenger RNA, 804 nt
Organism: Pestalotiopsis fici W106-1
Lineage: Eukaryota; Fungi; Ascomycota; Sordariomycetes; Amphisphaeriales; Sporocadaceae
Exons: 1
Coding region: 1-804 (267 amino acids)
Molecular function (GO): RNA binding; metal ion binding
Source: RefSeq, a predicted model, not a curated record